GCACAGUGACUUCGCAGUUGGCCCUCCAGAAAUGUCCGUGCAGAGCCUUCCCACAGCGUAUUACGAUGCCUUCCUCUCCGACCUGUCCAAGUCGCGGAAGCCCAGCCCGAUCCGCGGCCUCUACCCGCUCGAGAACAUCCCAGGGAUGAUCUCCCUCCUCGCGGGCAAGCCCAACGCCGCGACCUUCCCCCUCACCUCCGUCUCGAUCAAGGCGCGCUCCCCGACGGACCCCUCCGCCGAGACCACGACGGAGCUCACCGGCAAAGCGCUCGCUGAGGGCCUGCAGUACGGGCCCACGGCGGGCCUUCCCAACCUGAUCGGUUGGAUCUACGGUCUGCAGGAGCACGAGCACGGGAGGAAGACGGGCGAAGGGUGGAGGGUGUCCGUCGGGUCGGGCUCGCAGGACGUGUUGCACAAGGCGAUCUUGGCACUCGUGAACCCUGGCGAGUCGGUGUUGGUCGAGAACCCGCUCUAUGCGGGUAUCAUGCCGACUUUCGAGUCGCUGAACGCCGAGUUCGUCAGUGUCCCGACGGAUUUUCAGGGCGUAGUCUCCGGUGCUCUGCGCUCGACUUUGGAAAACUGGCCCUCGGGAAAGCCCAAGCCGAAGGUUCUCUACAUGGUCCCCUACGGAGGCAACCCCACAGGCGUGACUACUGUCGAGCAACGCCGUAGGGAGGUGCUAGCCCUCGCGAGGGAACACAACUUCCUCAUCCUCGAAGAUGACCCGUACUACUACCUCUACUUCGGACAUGCCGCCCGUCCGCGAUCGUACUUCUCGCUCGAGCGCGAGCUUCCCGAAGUCGGACGGGUCAUUCGCUUUGACAGCCUCUCCAAAGUUCUCUCCGCCGGAAUCCGGGUCGGAUUCGUUUGCGGACCAGAGCCUAUCCUGAACAAAAUCGACAUGCACACGGCGGUGGCGAGCCUGCAGACGCCUUCGCUCACCCAAGCGAUCACCUUCGCGCUCCUCAACUCGUGGGGCUACGACAACUUCAAAGCCCACACGCUCACUGUGUCCCAGUUCUACAAGGAGAAGCGGGAUGUCUUCGAGCGAUACAUGAAGAAGCACCUCGACGGCCUUGCACAAUGGAAUACACCCGAGGCGGGCAUGUUCUUUUGGUUCAAGCUACUCCUAAAGGAGCCCAGCACAGAAGGAGAGGAAGAGGACUCCGAAGCCCUAAUACGCGGCAGGGCCCUGGAGAAGGGCGUCCUCGCACUUCCUGGCACGGUGUUCCUGCCAGACGGUGGCAAAACACCCUAUGUUCGUGCCGCAUUCAGUCUUCUAGACGAGGCAGAUGUCGAAGAAGCCAUCAAGCGUCUGCGUGCGGUCGUUCUGGAAGCGAGGGGAGCGUAAAGGUUAACGUAUCAUUAGCGAGGAAUUCAAUCGACGCAAGUCCUCACAAGCCAAAAUGUAACCUGUACCACUAUAAUGAUGCUUGCUGCUGCAACUGCGUCUCUCCCCGUUUUUGAGCCGCCGCCCUCGCCUCGCUGAGUGGCUUGCCCCAGCGCGGCUCCACAGGCGAAUCCCAGAUGCCCAGCUCCUGCUUCAUCUCCUCCACGUUCUGCUCCCAUCGCUUCUCCCAGUACACUGUGAUCAGACUUUGCGCUGAGCUACCGCAUUUCACCGCCCACGGCACGAAGUCGCGGAAAAGCCUUUGCCGCUUCGCGUGUGUCAGGCGGAGGUGACCAAACGCAGCGGCGAGCCCUGUCAUGGGGAUGCCCAGGUUGGCGAACUCGAAGAACUUGACCGCGAGCUCUGCCUCAACGUUUACAGGCAUGUUGAGGAUGCAGUGGUAGAAGUCGUGGCACUCGCGGUAGCGCUGCAUGACGUAGGCCAGCUCCGGGUCGUCGACAUAGUGCACCGGUUCUCGGGUGUCGGGCGUAACUCCACAGCGUUCGAGCCAAGUGACAUACGCGUUACCAAAGGUGCCCUCCGGGAGGAGAGCGAGCUUGUUCAUGUCCACUGUGUCCGAGUUGAUCCUCGGCCGGUCCUUGAGGAUUUGCCGACCCUCCGCGCUCUCCAGCAUACUGUCGCGCAGUCGCGGCAGCACGGGGCCCGAAGUGAGGUCCCCGAGGGCAGCGACCAUAUCUCCCCUGCGCGGGUUCGCGAGCGACAUGAAGGCCGAUCCCAGGGUCAGAAAGCCCGCCUCAAACCAAUUGAGCGGGAUAUGACCCUCGUAAGCCGGCUGCGUCUUUACCGAUCGUGUUUGCCACCGAGCGGGGUGUCUAAGCGCAACAUUUGCCGGUGCUAGAGCAGCCAGAAACCAUGCAGAGCGACGUGACGCAUGUAAUGAUGCAGAGACAAGCGACAUGGUCG
This is a messenger RNA of Dichomitus squalens LYAD-421 SS1, 2314 nucleotides long. RefSeq names its product PLP-dependent transferase. The transcript has 11 exons. Gene Ontology annotation, molecular function: pyridoxal phosphate binding; transaminase activity. Gene Ontology annotation, biological process: biosynthetic process. The record is from RefSeq and is a predicted model, not a curated record. Lineage: Eukaryota; Fungi; Basidiomycota; Agaricomycetes; Polyporales; Polyporaceae. Bases 32 to 1351 code for a protein of 439 amino acids.